GAAGUCUCGUGUAUUUUUUAGGUGUUUGUAUAUUUUUUCAAUAAUAAGAAAGUACUGUUACGUAAUAAAAAUAAUACUUUUGAAACAUAUUCAGGUGAGACAAUGGAAUCUGAAAUCAUGUCAUUUUUCUUUCAAGAAAUGCAUCCUAAUAUUAACCUGAACUCGAAUCUCUGCAAUGAAUUUCUUGAUUUAAUAGACCAAUUAAAUGUUAAUUUGGAAAAACUACAAUUACCAAAUAGUGUUCAAUGCAUAUAUAAUCCCACAAUUUAUGCCCGAAAUACAUUUGAACAGUACGUCCGAAAGUAUUGUAAUACAAAAAAAAAAGUAAUGUUCUUCGGCAUGAAUCCUGGACCUUGGGGAAUGUCUCAAACAGGAGUCCCAUUUGGAGAAGUUGCAUCUGUAAGAGACUGGCUGCAUAUAAUAGGACCAGUUGGAAAACCUCCCACGGAACUUAGUAACCGACAAGUCAAUGGUUUUAAUUGCAAAAGACCAGAAAUUAGUGGUAAAAGGUUUUGGGGUCUCUUUAAGAAAAUUUGUAGGAACCCAGAAAACUUUUUCCAUAGUAGUUUCGUAUACAAUUAUUUGCCACAGCAAUGGAUGAAAAACAGUGGCGCUAAUGUCACUCCAGGAGAAUUUAGUGCAUCGGAUAUGAGACCGUUGUAUGCUAUAUGUGAUCCAAUUUUUGUAAAAGUUCUAGAAAUUUAUGAAGUGGAAACCAUCAUAGCCGUUGGAAAGUUUUGUGAAAAAAGAGCACAGAAAGCAAUAAAACAAUAUUUACCAAACGCUACUAUUCAGAUAUUCUACUUACCACACCCAAGUCCAAGAUCUGUAAACAACACGAACUGGGAAGAAAAGGCUGAGAACUGUUUAAAGAAUUUCAAUAUUAUUCAAUAUUACAUAUAAACUGAUAUUUUUCAUCAGGUUGCUCAAUUUAUUGAUAAUUUUAAGAGGACAUAAAAAAUAUGGUUGAUUUUAUGAGAAGAGCCCUUGAACUAGCGAUGGAGGCCA
Messenger RNA from Achroia grisella, 1008 nucleotides. Its product is annotated as tRNA-specific adenosine deaminase 2-like. Gene Ontology annotation, molecular function: single-strand selective uracil DNA N-glycosylase activity; oxidized pyrimidine nucleobase lesion DNA N-glycosylase activity; tRNA-specific adenosine-34 deaminase activity. Gene Ontology annotation, biological process: tRNA wobble adenosine to inosine editing; base-excision repair. Gene Ontology annotation, cellular component: cytoplasm; nucleus. Bases 103 to 903 code for a protein of 266 amino acids. NCBI's taxonomy places the organism in Eukaryota, Metazoa, Arthropoda, Insecta, Lepidoptera, Pyralidae. The transcript is spliced from 6 exons. The record is from RefSeq and is a predicted model, not a curated record.